Messenger RNA from Linum trigynum, 3861 nucleotides. The record is from the annotation of a GenBank genome assembly. NCBI's taxonomy places the organism in Eukaryota, Viridiplantae, Streptophyta, Magnoliopsida, Malpighiales, Linaceae.
CUGUAUUGGAGAUAGAGGUAGUUGAACACUCUCAUAUUGUAGAUUUACCAAUGCUCUAUCGAAGUCUUAUUUGUGUGCUUUCAGUCGAGUCUUACAUGAAUGGAGGUAGUCGAGCGCUCCCAUAUUGUAGAUUCGCCAAUGCUCUUAUUGAAGUCCUAUUUGUGUGCUUCAGUCCAGACUUAUUUGUAGAUUCACCAAUGCUCUUAUUGAAGUCUUAUUUGUGUGCUUCGUUGAGACUUAUUUGUAGAUUCACCGAUGCUCUUAUUGAAGUCUUAUUUGUGUGCUUCGUCGAGACUUAUUUGUAGCUUCUUCGAUGCUCUCAUUGAAGUCUUAUUUGUGUGCUUCGUCGAGACUUAUUUGUAGAUUCACCGAUGCUCUUAUUGAAGUCUUAUUUGUGUGCUUCGUUGAGACUUAUUUGUAGAUUCACCGAUGCUCUUAUUGAAGUCUUAUUUGUGUGCUUCGUCGAGACUUAUUUGUAGAUUCACCGAUGCUCUUAUUGAAGUCUUAUUUGUGUUCUUCGUUGAGACUUAUUUGUAGCUUCUUUGAUGCUCUUAUUGAAGUCUUAUUUGUGUGCUUCGUUGAGACUUAUUUGUAGCUUCUUCAUGGAGGUAGUCGAGCGCUCCCAUAUGUCGAUUGAUUGAGUUUCUCAUCUUCCAUGUUGUUUGGUACGUCUUGCCCCCCAUUAGCGUAAUUAACGCUCAUGGAAGUAAAAAAUUUAAAAAUUUAAUAAUGUUAGAGAGAUAGAGUACUUAGCUUUAUAUUGGCGCAGUGGCGGCAGGUGUAGUUGAAAGGCAGACGCUGCGCCAUUGAAACACAAGGCUCGUAUGUAGCCUCCUGGUAAUGUUGCUUGUCUGGCGUAAGAGUGGUGCAGGUUCGAGGACUGGCGGCGACGACUUUAUUUUUGAAGAGUUCCGUGCCUAUUGAACACGGGGUGCGAGUUGGGCCACCUGUAGUGCGGGUCGCGAGUGUUGCGGCGGCGAGCCAUAAGCGAAUCGGGCCGCAAGCUUUGGAGGUAGAGUGACGCGGAGGAGUAUGAAGCGGGCCCGCGAGUGGUGGGUUCAUCUUCCGUGAGACUAUUGUUGGGGCGGAAGUGGGGCAAAGCCCAGUGUGAGGCGCGGAUCGCAAUCCAGGACCUGGGCCGCGAGUUGAAGUUGGUAGGGAUCAGAUGAUGCGAAACGGACUGGGGCGGAGUUUGAACGCGGGCCGCGAGUGAUGAUUGGCCAACUUGAUCGCCAGUUGGUGAACGGAAUAAAGCCCAUGUAGCGUGAUGUGGCCCGUGUCAUUGGGUAGAAUGAGUCUUCGGUUGACCUGGGCUAGCUUGAGGAGAAUUAAUGGGAGUGCGCUACAAGCUGGGCGGUCGAGCGUUGCUUGGGCCGCGAGCUGGGCGGUCGAGCGUUGCUUGGGCCGCGAGCUUGGAAGCUUACGAAGUUGUGCGCGAGGUGGGCCAUGGAGCCUCUGUCUUUCUUGAGCUAUUAUAACAUUCACCUUUGCUUUCAAUUCUUCAAUUAAAUGCCAGCGGAAGAGCGCUUCUGCUUCGGGUUCACUGUUUGGCGAUGUUUGAUGAAUUGAAAGCGACACUCGACUAGCGUCUCCGGUUUUUGCUUCCUUGACUUCCCGCUUAAGCUAUUGUGGCGGUGGUCACUAACGGCAGAGAGGAACUUGUCGCCGGAGAGACAAGAGAGAAGCGCUGCCAUUGAUGAAAGCAGAGGCAGGAGGCGACAGCUGCUGUUGAAUCGUUUGCGCCGAUAUUUCUUUCCACGCCUAAAACUUCAACCUUUGGGUAUGUAAGCAUGAGUGCGCGCGCCAUUGGUUCCCGCGGAGGGGUUUUUUUUGCAUCAAAUUCUUCUUGAACUUUUGCGCAUGCUCCUUCUACUGUUGGCCGUUUCGGCUCUCUGCUUUGCUCGCGAUGUCUUCUUCUCGUCGGAGCUUUGGCGUAGCACACACCUCUCGCCGGCGAGGUUACUGGGAUCUGGGAGAAGGAUCUUCGAGAUCUGAAAAUUUCUUAUUGUAGAAAGGAUUGAUAUUGUUGCUUCUGUUGCCGGAUAUGGAGAUUGGUUCCUCGAUUUGGUUUUACUAGCUUUCUCCUCCUUGUGGUGUGCAGAUUGAACCGAUGACGACGACCGAAAUAUGGUUUUGGAGCAGAUAUGGUUUUGGACCAUUUUGAGAUGCCAAUCCGGCAACAGACUGAAAUUGGGAGCGCGCUGCUACUGUUGCUUGUCGUGGCCGCUUGUUGUUGGUUGGGGAAGAAUUUAUUUCCCCGGAACUGGGUUUUCCUUCUUGGCUUUCCUAGUUUUUCGGAUUUGUGUUUUUUUACUUUCGGAUUCAGAGCUUCUUCCUUUGGGAGAUCGAUCGAACGCAAGUGGUGGGUUGUACGGCAUUGGGAACAUAUUCGCCGUGGGUAGAUGGGCUCGCCGGAAUCUGGGUUGCUGUAUAUAUAUAUAUAUUGUUGAAUCUGGGUUCUUCUGAGACACGAAAACAUCCUUUGCUCCUCCAUUUGAGCUCUACAUCAUAGAUCACAUGUACUCACAACCAACUUCUCCCCAAAACAGAACUCGGUGCAUUUGGAGAUCUCAGAUCUGUAUAUUUUUUUUCUGUUUCUCGCAUCUGCUGUUUGCUGCUGCUGCUCGUCAUUCUGUUUCUUCCCUCAUAGUCGAUAGAUCUCGAGCUUCCUGUUUCUUCCUCCAAAAGUCGCCCGAUCGGGAACUUUUCUUCUUUCUCUUUUCUGUCGAGCUUCAAUGAUUCUCCGUUUUCACGGAUUUCCUCAUUUUUGAUGAGACUGAAUGGACGAAUCACCAAAUCAUCCCCACGGUGGGCGCCAAUUGUUUGUACCGUCUUGCUCUGGAUCGAACAAUGAUAUUUGUAGGUGUGGGGCUGAUUCACGAUCCGUUCGUCUGGUCUCAUCGGGAGGGAAGAAACCUGUGAAAGAUUCGGGGAUGCCCCCCGGAUUAUACUCUAACGACCAAGUUAGUUUAUGGGGAGAGGCUUGCACCGGCCCUAUAAUACAAGUAAUAUCCCCACCAAACUUCGAGAAACUGCUUAGCAAGGACCGAUUUGCAGUGUCUCUUUGCCCUACCAAGGCCACAUUGACAUUGGUUCCUCUUGGUGGACGUGAUGGUGGUCACUCGAUACGGUUAUAUUUGGUUUGGGGCAAUGAGACAAGAGAAGAAAUGAAGAAGAGGUCUCGAGGGUGGAGACUUCAGCUGCAUCAAGUGCACGAGCCUUCAUCACCUGCCACACCACCUGCUCGUGACUUGAGACUCCACCUCAAAGAUGAGAACCUCAACUUCAAAGAGGUUCUAGCAUGGAUCGAAACUUAGGAGCUACUGUCCGGCUCACGACGUGAAAGAAACGCUUGUUUGGAGGCAACCCAACUAGUCGGUUUGAAUUUCUUUCCCUAUUUAACCUUGGUUGAAUCAGUUUUGUUCUUUGAUUUUAGAGUCAAUAACUCAAACUUUGUGAGAUUUGUGUGGUGUUUGUGUUCCAACUACUCUCUCCUCCUAGAAUGCACCGCCUGCCCGCCCACCAUCAUUCACCCUUGACCUGUUAACUUCGUUCUACCCUCCUUAUCUUUCCUCCAUUGAAGACAAUGUCGUGCUUAAGUGUGGGGCGAUGUUCGAUUACAUAUGCGUGUGAAUGUUUGGCUGUAUGUGUGUGCUUGGAGCCUAGUCCACUGUCCAAAUUUUAAAAGCACAAUUUAGAGCACCCUUUUUCAAAACAUGAUACAGGAGUCCAUGACAGGUAGAGAGUCCACAAUACCACACAAUUCAAGGGUCUUAAGAUCACUAAUUCAUACAAUCAAUCCUUGGAUUCGAUAUUUAUUACUUAAUCUAGUUUGCUAGAUAAUGAACUGAAGUUGAGUAA